AUGGCUUUUACGGAUCCAUUAUCCAGCUCAGAGAAGCCUGAACCAACAGGUGCUACUAGCCGGCCUUCGUCAAUCAUCACCCAACACAAAGAACCCGAUGAUAAAUUUACGCUGGGAUGGCGAGGCCGACUGGCCUUCUUUACUUUGGCGGUGCUUGCACUAAUGUCUGCCUUGGAUGGGACUUCCCUUUCGGUGGCUCUGCCAACUAUUUCGCAGGCCCUUCAUGGAACUGCAAUCGAAGCCUUUUGGAGUGGAACGUCCUUCUUGCUUUCUUCAACAGUAUUCCAACCAAGCUUUGCAUCUUUAUCCAAUAUUUUCGGUCGCCGUCCGAUGAUAUUAAUCGCAAUUUUGUUCUUCUGCAUUGGAGCGAUUGUUGCCGCAGUUGGUCACAAUUUCACUUACAUGCUCGUCGGGCGAACAAUACAAGGUGUUGGAGGUGGUGGCAUUAUUGCCCUGAGUGAGGUGAUCAUCACCGACUUGGUACCCCUUCGAUACAGAGGCCAGUACUUCGGAAUUAUGAGUGCAAUGUGGAGUCUGGGAUCUGUGACAGGCCCUAUCCUCGGGGGUGGAUUUGCUGAGAAUGUGACUUGGCGGUGGAUUUUCUAUAUCAAUUUUCCAUUUGUCGUCGUCGGAGCCGUGUUUGUGGUUCUCUUCUUGAAUCUCACCAUCGUCCCAAGCUCGCUGGCAGAGAAGCUUCGUCACAUCGAUUAUGUCGGAACAAUCAUUUUCGUCGGCAGUCUAUCCUCUUUCUUGAUCCCUCUCACUUGGGGCGGAGUUUCAUAUGCUUGGGACUCAUGGCAUACUCUGGUGCCUUUGAUCAUUGGUGCUGUUGGACUACUCGCCUUCGCAUUUUACGAAUAUCGUUUCGCCACUGAUCCCAUUAUUCCCCCAGCAAUAUUCCAGAACCGCACUGCCACCGCCUCAUUCAUUGGUAGUGUCCUCCAGGGUCUGAUUUUAUGGUGCGCCCUCUACUAUCUACCUUUAUACUACGAAGCUGUGAAGGAAUACAGCCCGAUUAUGUCUGGAGUCGCGGUCUUCCCCGAGACAUUCACAGUUGCCCCGAGCGGAGUGGUUGCUGGUAUAUUGAUCACGGUCACCGGUCACUAUCGUUGGGCGAUUUGGCUUGGUUGGGUCAUUUCUACUAUUGGUCUCGGUCUGAUGUGUCUUAUGAAGCCCACCACUAGCAUUGCGGGCUGGAUUCUGCUCAACGUCGUUGCGGGUCUCGGGCUUGGCAUCCUGUUUCCAUCGCUGGGAUAUGCUGUGCAGGCAUCAGCCAAGCCUGAGAACCUUUCGAUUGCAGUCGCAAUGUUCAGUUUCUUCCGUGCGUUGGGACAAGCAAUCGGCGUCGCUGUGGGUGGUGUUGUGUUCCAGAACCGCAUGUACACGAAUUUGCUCAAGUACCCGGCGCUUGCCCCCAUGGCCAGCGCAUACAGCCAGGACGCCUCGGGCCUAGUUCAAAUCAUCAAGGGCAUGGCUGAUGGGGCGAACAAGACACACCUGAAAGAGGCUUACACAGAUAGUCUGCGCAUUGUGUGGGCAGUUUGUUGCGCAAUCUCCGGGGUGGCUCUCCUCGUCAGUUUGCUGACUCAAUCAUAUGAUCUUAAUCAAGCGUUGGAAACCAAACAGGGACUUCGUGAAGAGGAGCCGACAGAGAAAGACAUCGAGGCUUCCGUUGAUCGACAAGUUCAACAGACUACUCCAUGGGCGUAUUGA
This is a messenger RNA of Penicillium macrosclerotiorum, 1713 nucleotides long. RefSeq lists its product as uncharacterized. Gene Ontology annotation, molecular function: transmembrane transporter activity. Gene Ontology annotation, biological process: transmembrane transport. The record is from RefSeq and is a predicted model, not a curated record. The transcript is spliced from 4 exons. Lineage: Eukaryota; Fungi; Ascomycota; Eurotiomycetes; Eurotiales; Aspergillaceae. The coding region runs from base 1 to 1713 and encodes 570 amino acids.